CCGCUGACCUUCCCUGGCCGGCGCUGUCAGAGCGGAUCAGCGGGCGCGGCGCUGCAAUGGAGCGGCGAGCGGCAGCCGCCGGGAGAGGAGGAGGAGGAGGAAGGGAGAGAUUAGUGCGGUACCGGCUGGCGCAGAGGCGCGGCUGAGCUCUCCAGCGGGAGCCCGGGGCCCUGCGGACCGUGCGAGAGCCAGAGGCGGAAGGAGCAGAGAUGCGGCUGCUCCCGCCGCUGUGCUGAAUCUCCCCGUCACUCUCCCGGAGGAGGGAGGAAGGGAAGCUUCGUCCUCCUCGCGCUCUGCGGGUGCAAAGAGUGCCUGUGCUGUCCCCUCCUCUUGCUUUUAUCCCAGCCCCGGAGCAGAAGGCGCCGCCGCCCCCUCUGCCUUCCUGCGCUUUUCCCACCAUGAGCGGGGCUGUUUUCACCUUAUAAAGAUGGCGGUGCGGGAUCGCUGCAACCUUUAGACUAAUGACCGUCAGAAACAUCGCCUCCAUCUGUAAUAUGGGCACCAAUGCCUCUGCUCUGGAAAAAGACAUUGGCCCAGAGCAGUUUCCAAUCAAUGAACACUACUUUGGAUUGGUCAAUUUUGGGAACACCUGCUACUGUAACUCCGUGCUGCAGGCACUGUAUUUUUGCCGGCCGUUUCGGGAAAAUGUAUUAUCAUACAAGGCCCAACAGAAAAAGAAGGAAAAUCUCUUGACUUGCCUGGCAGAUCUUUUUCACAGUAUUGCUACUCAGAAGAAGAAAGUUGGAGUUAUUCCACCAAAGAAGUUCAUAUCAAGGCUACGAAAAGAGAAUGAUCUCUUUGACAACUACAUGCAGCAGGAUGCACAUGAGUUUUUAAAUUACUUGCUCAACACCAUCGCAGACAUAUUGCAGGAGGAGAAGAAACAGGAAAAGCAAAAUGGGAAACUGAAAAAUGGCAACAUGAAUGAAGCUGAAGAGAACAAUAAGCAAGAACUCACCUGGGUGCAUGAGAUUUUUCAGGGAACACUGACUAACGAAACUAGAUGUUUGAACUGUGAAACCGUUAGUAGCAAAGAUGAAGAUUUUCUUGACCUUUCUGUUGAUGUGGAGCAGAACACAUCAAUUACACACUGUCUAAGAGACUUCAGUAACACAGAGACAUUAUGUAGUGAACAGAAAUACUACUGUGAAACUUGCUGCAGUAAACAAGAGGCACAGAAAAGGAUGAGAGUAAAAAAACUGCCAAUGAUUCUUGCCUUACACCUCAAGAGAUUCAAGUAUAUGGAGCAAUUGCACAGAUAUACUAAGCUGUCUUAUCGUGUAGUAUUUCCUCUGGAGUUACGUCUCUUCAACACAUCUGGCGAUGCUGUCAACUUAGAUCGCAUGUAUGACUUGGUAGCUGUUGUUGUUCACUGUGGAAGUGGGCCGAAUCGGGGGCAUUAUAUUACUAUUGUGAAAAGUCAUGGAUUUUGGCUCUUGUUUGAUGAUGACAUUGUAGAGAAAAUAGAUGCUCAAGCUAUUGAAGAAUUCUAUGGUCUGACCUCUGAUAUAUCAAAAAAUUCAGAGUCUGGCUAUAUUUUAUUCUAUCAGUCAAGAGAGUAACUUGGCAAACUGUGACAAUUGCGCACAAUGAUGCUGCACGUGAGAGACUCUGACGGACCCCCUUAACUGACUUUUGCACAGACCACGUCUUGUGUGGUUGAACGACGAUACACUCUGUCUCCUAUUAAAUGGUCUAUGUGAUAUUGACUAUAAUUGUCCAUUUUUGACAUGUAAAACUUUGUUUGGGGGGGGGGGGUGUUCGUAGUUUUUAAGUGUGAUUGAAGAAUUAAUUGCAGUCAGAUUUUAGUGGAAUUUAUAUGGACUACCAUUUACAGAUAAUAAGAUUUGGAUGUCAACUGUUAAACCCAGUCCAGCUAGAGUAGUAUUUUAUAUGGAAGUGUUCACUGCAUUUAGACAAAAAUUGUUUAAAACUUUCUAAAUGGAUUUGGGGUGUGUUGAUUUACAAAGCAUUCCUUUAAAUACUGACAUAUAUGUACCCAUUUUAAUUGUAAGGAAAAAAACAACUGUUUCAUGAUGAUUGGAAUUGUGAUUGUAUAGGGGAUUUCUUUUUUUUUUUUGAACAUGUUACUCUCUGAUAUUGUUUCAAAAUCUUUUAAGCUUUGGGUUAUUAAAAAGUUUCAGUGCAUAACCUCAGGCCUAAAAUUCACAUAGAGGGAUUUAAAUUGUAGUGGAACCAAGUAAUUCUGUAUGUCCAGUCACUUUGUUUAUCAUGAGAUAAUACAGGUGAGGUGAGAUUUCAGAACUUACAGAGCACUGGAAUAAAGGGAGUGAGAUGACACAUAUGACACAAAUAAAUUGCAUGUAUGGAGGUUGAACUUAUCUUUCCAUAAAAAUAUCAUGGGUUGUUUACUUAAGUUUGCAGAGGUUGCAACAGUGCUCACAUAUGACAUCCUUCAGGACUGAAAUGACAGUGCAUUUAACGGUGGUGUUCACACAGUACAUAAGACAUUAAUUGAUCCUACAAUUUUCUGUAGGUUCUAUUUUCAUUUCUCAAGACAGAGUCCAUUUCUUAGCAACAUAACGUAAUGCAUAACAACCACUAGUUUACACUCACUGUCAGGUACAUACCAUCUCUAACUUUUUGGCCUUGUAUGACAGCAUUAGAGUCACCACAGAAACAGAUAGGCUUCUGGAGUGUCUGACUUUAAAAACAUCAAAAGGCUUAGUUUGUGAUUUUACUGGGUGAAUUUGGCUGGCAUUAGUCAAGUACUGGCUAAUAAAAUUGCUGUACUCACUGGAAUUUGGCAAAGAAUGAAUGUAGAAGAAAGUAUCAACAGGGAAUGAGAAGGAAUCAGUAUAAGGUUAAGGCAGGUGGUAACGCUGCGUAAGCACCUUGCUUAGUUGGACAGUUUCACUCCAUGAUACAAUUCUUGAAUUUCAGUAGCCACAUUCCUGUUGCAAUGAAGUCAACAACAAAAACACUCUUCAUGUCUUUAGGGGCACUGAUAGUUGAUUCUGGUAUUUGCAAGGAAAUAUUCUCAUCUCACAAGGUAUAUUUCUACCUGUUAUAUUUCAUUCACUCUCAUUAAGUAUUUAAUAGACAAUGCUGCUUUUGGUCCUUCUUUAAGAAGCCUGACUGCCACUUUAUGGCCAACACUCCAUUUCAAGAAAAGGCUUUUGAAGUGCAGUUAAAUCUUAUAAUUUAUUCUUCUAUAGGAAAGAGAAUAACUUUUUUCAUUGUAAUCUACUGUGAAUGUAAAAUAUAGUUUGCUAAAUAAUGGUGAAAAUGAAGUACUAGCUUCUACUGUAACAUCAACUGAAGUUCAGUUGGUUUUAUCAAUGGCCAUUUUGUAAACUGAAGAGAUGUAGCACUUUAUACUGAAUGAGAAACUUAAGUGGACUUUUCAUCUAACUUUACUUGUGACUUACCAUGUUGUUAUACCAAUACAAGAAAACAGACUUAGAAUGUAACCUUACUUACUUGGGUGAACAAUAAUAGUGGUCUACAAAGAUCACUCACAUGAAUGAAAGCUCAUAUGCAGGCUCAAGACAAGCAUAAUUGAGAUGCAGCUCUAGUUCUAUUAUUGAUGUUAGAAUGAAAUGUUCUGUCUCGAACACAGGAGACAGGCAUUUUACAGACUUCAAUUCUCACUGAAGCCCAGGAGUUUUUCCAUUGAAAAGCUAAACCUGCAAACCCCUCUUUAAUGUAUUUAUUUAUUAGCAUUCAGAAAUUCCAUAUAAAAAUGUAAUAAUCACUUGCCUUUUUAAAAGGGGUAAGGUUUCCUUGUUGUGAAUGAAGGCACCUUCUUGAUCGGCAUUAGCCAGUGCUGGUUCAAGGGCCUGUACUUCAUGGCUUACUGCUACACAUUCUUAGAGCAUUCUUCAAGUUUAAAACAAGUAACAAAAAAGAUAUUCUUGAGGUAUUAUUUGCAAGUUAUGGGCUCACGUUUAUAUGAAAAGUAAUUUUUCAUUAAAGUAAUUUUUAAAUCAGUUCAAUUUUUCAGAAAUAUUUUCCAUAUUUCAGUUGAUUUACUGGAAAAUUGAUUUCUUAAAAGGUUAAUUAUAUGAAUUAAUAUUUAAAUGCUAAAGUACAGGAUAAUAAUCUUUGGUUUUCUCCAGCUGCAAGACAGCUCUAGGUUGCAAAAUAUGCAGGUAACUGCAGUAUUUUGUUGAGAGUAAAAUUACUAGAAUAAGCCUUUUCAUAGAGUAUACUGUAAAUUCAUGCUAACCCAUGGAAAGAGCACAGCCCUGGUAUCACACCAGUCCAUCAUCAGUGGUCCAAUUGUAACUCUAAAAUAUUGUGGAAUACUCACUUCAUGCCAACACCAGCUCAAGUAAGGAACAUUUUCUUUUGAUUAGAAAUGAAAAAUGCAGUCACAAUUCUUUGAAUUAUAUACAGUCUACAGUGUGCUGAAUGUCUUGACUUCAGUCCAUCAAAAGGUGUCCAUCGCGGUUGUAGUAAUACUGCCAGUCUGGGCAGCAGAACUCUGCUGUGCCAAAUUAAGAACAUCCGCAUUGGUUUUGCAGGAUCCUCACAGGAACAAUCAUACGAUAUAAAUUAUUUUAGUUGAUUACAUAAAACGUAAUCCUUUUUCUCUUAUUCUUCUGUGUAGCUUUCCAGUCCCUUAUGAAAGAAUGGAAAAACAUCUAGGACAAUAGAAGGUUUUCAGCCAACAGCUAGAAAACAAACCGGUAGCACAGAUGUGUCCAAUAGUAUUCUGUGCUUCCCUAAAAUUACUUUUUUAUAGUGUCAGGUUCUGAGCACAUUAGGACUAAUGACACCUGAAGUUUUCUGCUUGUUUCACAUGCUGUUGCUGGGAUGUGUUGUCCAUUUAUAAAUCUUAUUACUAUGUUCUUACUUAGAAAAAAGAACAUUUCUGUCCUGUGCUGUUUUUCCACCAAACCCAACUGAAGUGCCGCAGUGCUGAUGAAUCAGUUAUCUUAGAGGAUGAGCUCAGACCUCAACUUUUAUAUUUCACAGAACAGGCUGUCAGGAUUUUAUGUAAUUUCUAUUUCUGGGACAUAGCAGAGGGAGGCAGAAGAGGGGAGUAAUGGAAAACCGUAUCAGUGAAGCAGAACACCUUCCUGAGGAAUUAAAUCCCCAAAUUAUUCAUGUCAAUCUUAUUUUAAUAAUUUACAGUUACCUCAGAGCAGUAGACUACAUCUUAAAAGUAUUGUUCCUUUAGCAGCUGGAGUAAAGAAAAUAAAUCAGUAGGUGUUUCAUUUGUAUUAGAUUUAAUAAAGAUAUCAAAGACCUAACUAAGCUGAAACUGAAAUUCAUGUUACUUGUUGGGUCCCAAAGUGCCCCCACAACCUGUCUUUUACCUUCAGACAUCACAUUCCGUUCACCCAUCUGUUACAGCAUCAUGUACUUGGGACCUGAGCUGACAGCUUGCAGCUGCCAGUGGUUUGAUGGUCUCAGCAGCAGACCCUUCUUGUUUCAGCUCUUUUUUGCUGUUGGUGGCUGACAAGUGUUAGCACUAUCUUACAGCUGAAUGUGUACUAGAAAUUUUAAGAAGUUUUGGCUGUGUACCUGAUGUUUGUUAGUGUUUGUUUUAAUUUAUUUCUUUUUCAUUGGUCUGUUACUGUAUUUGUAGAAUAACUUAUGUAGUUGAUAUUAUUUGUUUUCUGUUCUAAUUUUUAUGUACUUUGAUUUUUUUACAAUGUAAUCAACCUUAGCACUUUAAGAAACAAUUUCAAUCUUGUGAAAUUCCAAUCAGUUUAACAUUUUGCCUUUGUCUUUUUGCUUUUGUAGCUGUUUGCUUAUGAUCCAACGUCUCUAGUUACAACCCAGUUUCCGUUUUUAGGCUUGUGGUCCCGGCUGGGUUGUAAACUUGGGAAACCCAAAUUUAUUCAUACAUAACAAGGAUGCAGUAUUUACUAUGUGUCUGCUACACAUAGCAGUAUGUACCUGAUGAGUUGCACUCAGUGCACAUUUCAUAGCCUUUUUUGCACUCUACCUGCUAACCUGAGAAUUACUUUAAUACUUCAAUCUGUGGCACAGUUAUCAAUUAUUAGGAUUUAGAAAAGCUCCUCUUCUCACAAGAGAAUUCCUUUUACCAAACAGAGUUAGCUGGCAGUCAGCUGAUCAUGCAGGUAUUGCUGUCUUCACCAUUUUAGCUGUGCUCUGUACAGUCUCAAGUAUGAAUAAUCCUAACUGCUGAAUUUAUUCUUGUGUAAGUCCUAGCAAGGAGAGCAAUCUUUUUGCAACUUCCUUCUAUCCACUUGGGCUCAUAUAAGAGAACAUAAAGCAGGAAAAGUGCUGGUUUAAGAAAAGCCACACCAUCUAGCAAAGACAUUGGAUGUUUUAGAGUCCAGCAUCUGUGACACCCGUAUCAGAAAGUCACUGACUUUUUUUGUUGUUAAUGAAAGGGUUAUUCUUAGUUGUUUAGACAUUGUACUCUCUUUGAUCAAUUAAAAGUCCAGGUCUUUUUCCUGUUGCAUCAAUUCUGUUGCUGAGGUAUUUCUUCACAAUUUAACAUGGCACUUCAUAUUUAAAUGGCCCUUGGGAAACCUCAAUAGACACUCUUUUAAUUUGUUUCCAGUUAGCAUGCGUUACUUCAAAGAGAUAGCUUGAACCUGUCCACAAGGCUUACUCAGAUUAACACAGACUUUUUGCACACAGGGUCAAAUAACGGUACGUGCCCACCUGAUGGGACCUUCUGGUCUAAGCCCACACCUUUUUACACACUAAUAAUUCUUUACCUCCUAGGAGGUUUGCUUGCUGGCUUUGUCUGAAUGGUUUAAUAUGAAACCACACAUAACUCCCUUUAUUCAUAGUUUCACAGUUGCUAUAAUACUUUAGUAAUUUUGCUGCAUUUGGUUAUCACAACUGGGACUAUUGCACAAUUUAAAAUAAAUAACUUUUGUGUGCCAUUCACAGUGAUCAAUUUAACAGCCUAAUGCUUCUGGUGAAGGCUGUUGCAGGUGGCAACGUUGCUAUAUGCAAGAAUAAUAAAGAGUAAGUGGCUUUUCUGUGAUAGCACAGUACAUCUGCAGGAGAAGCAGGACUGUCACACAGCUUCCUAGCACUCAGCUUGCACACAUCUGAAGUUGGUGCUCUGUCCUCUAGAUAAUCCUAAUCCUUCUCUUAGGGGUUUGAAAGUGGCAGAAGCAAACCCUUUGUGAAGACACCUUGUGAUUUACCAGAACAUCUUACUUGCCACAGUAGAUAAUAAAUAUUUGCAACCUGUCUCUCCCUGCUCCCCAAAACCUCAUUAAUACACAUACCUUAAAGAUGCUGAGUUUAAAUGUCAGCUUUGUAUUUGCAACGUGCUCGUGUUUGCAAAUGUCCCAUAUUGGACUAUGUUCACGUACUAAAUUGUUUCUUAGUCCUCUCUCAACUGUCAUUCUAACACCAAGAGCAACAUCAGGGUGGCCAUGUCACAGGUUCGAGUGCUUUUCCUGGAAACAAUUUUCAAGCUUCAGUGGCUUUUCUUAAAGAAGACCUAACACAAGCUCAAUAACUUUUCCAUGACUCUUUAGGAAUAAAGUCACCAUAUGCUGUACGAAUAUAAGUGUGGGGCAGGGAGGAGAGCAAAGAGAAGCAGCAGAAAUAUGGAAAGGGCUGGUAUUUUGGAGGCUUUGAAUAUGUAUAUCUGUUUGUAAAUACGGAGUCCCUCUCUACCUUGUCAGAAUGAUGCAAUCAUAAUAAAACUACUUAAAUAUUUUGUGCUAGUUUUUUAAAUGGAGUAAGAAGUAGUAAAAUUAUUUGUCACUCAAUUGGGGACACAUAAAAGUACUGAAUUUCUUGUAAAGAGUACAAUACAUGGUGUAUGUGCACAAUUGAGUAUCUGCUCUUUUUAAUCAUGUACAUGUAAUUAAACGCUGCACUACCUGCAGAACUGUAAGAUAAAUCUCAUGUUGGUUAUUAAGGUUGUAACAUAAGAAAACAGUAUUUUCUCCUGUUAACGUGUUUAUAUUUUACAUAAAAUAAACUCCCUAGCUGAUCUUGCUUCCA
Molecule: messenger RNA, 7923 nt
Organism: Pezoporus occidentalis (night parrot)
Lineage: Eukaryota; Metazoa; Chordata; Aves; Psittaciformes; Psittacidae
Gene: USP46
Product: ubiquitin specific peptidase 46
Exons: 9
Coding region: 462-1562 (366 amino acids)
Biological process (GO): protein deubiquitination
Cellular component (GO): cytosol; nucleus
Molecular function (GO): cysteine-type deubiquitinase activity
Source: RefSeq, a predicted model, not a curated record